Xenia sp. Carnegie-2017 is the source of this 806-nucleotide messenger RNA. RefSeq names its product neuronal pentraxin-2-like. The coding region runs from base 108 to 632 and encodes 174 amino acids. Lineage: Eukaryota; Metazoa; Cnidaria; Anthozoa; Malacalcyonacea; Xeniidae. The record is from RefSeq and is a predicted model, not a curated record. The transcript has 2 exons.
GUCCACGACGUGCAAGCAAGUUUGAUGGUGGCAAUACACAUCAAUAUGGAAUAUAUCUCAACUCUUCGAAGAAAUUUGAUGCAUUUUCAAUAUCAUUUUGGAUCACAAUGUCUGAUGAUGUUUAUUACGAGACCCAACAUGCAUCGAUAAUAUCCUAUGCUUUUAAAGAAAAAGGCCAAGUCAAUUCAAACGCUCCUUUAUUUCUUAUCUUAAACAAGAAGUUGUCUAUGUUUUUCCUUGGCCCAGAUAUUAGAACUGACAUUAGUGAUAUAUUUGAUGGAAAACAACAUCAUAUUAUGAUCACGUGGCAAAAGGUUGAUGGACAAUUGAUCAUUUACAAAGACGGCGAACAAAAAUAUUCAAAAAUUGUUGCAAAAGAUCGAACUCUUCUAGCAGGAGGAGUAUGGGUGGUUGGACAAGAUCAAGACACUUUUGGUGGAGGAUUUCAGAUUCGUAACUGUUUCAAAGGAAUUAUAGAUGCUGUAUACAUAUGGGACAAAGUUUUGUCAAUUGAUGAGAUAAAGCUACUGGCAAAAAACUGCAAUGCAUAUUUAAGUGGAUACAGUAUUGGUUACCAUGACUUUGAAUUUACUAAUACUACUAAUCGUGUUGUGCCAACUUGCUCCACAUAAACAUCACAGCUUUAUUCCGUUUCUUUUCUGAUAUACUAUUACAACUUGUAGAUAUUUCUAUAGAUUUAACUUUGUUUUAAUAAAUUUUUAUGUUAAGUUAACAUAUAACGACAGCUCCAUGAUGUAAGUAGGUUAAAUUUACUGUUUUAAUGGCAUUAUAUAGAAUACUUGAUA